AUGCCGUCCUGCAAGGGUGAGCGAGCCGGCCCAGCCAAGGUCGCAAUCGGCAGGGAAGACGCUCUCCCGCCGGCGUGCUCCGGCCCACUCCUCGCCCAGACCUCACCACUUCCAUCUAUAUAUCCCCCCAUCACUUCCGUCAGAAUUACCAUUUCACCACCCAAACGAGUGCCCAUCGUCACCAUGUUCUCGACCACCCACGUUGCGACCGCUCUGCUGGCCGGCUGCGCUCUGGCCGCCGCCGCCGAAGUCCACGGUGCCGGAGCCGAGGGAUCAAUCAUGGGUCCCGUCGCAUUCCUCUGGCCAUCCGACCGCGUGUGGGAUGCGUCGCAGGACAACACCGCCCCGUGCGGCACCAGCGCCGGCGUGACCAACAGGACUGAGUUCCCGCUGGACCAGGGCUCCGUUGCUCUGACCAUCGCCGACGAUGCCUGGAACGUCGAGUUCCACAUCGCCAUCGGGAACGAUCCCACCAGCGAGACCGACUUCUCCACCCAAGUCGUCGCCAACGUCUCAUCCGUCGAGCCCGGCCACCAGUGCUAUAAGCUGGAAGACCUGCCAGACACCGCCGCCGCCGGCACCAACGCCACCAUCCAGCUGGAGUACUGGUCGAGCUACGAGGACGGGAAGAACGAGACGUUUUACGCCUGCGCCGACGUUACCUUCGUGACAGCAUCCACCUUCUCCGCCCAAGUCCCCUGCUUCAACGUCACGGCGUCAGACUUCGACACCGGUUCGGAUGGUUCCUCUUCCUCCUCCUCCUCUUCUUCCUCCUCCUCAUCCACCGCCACCACCACCUCUUCUACCUCUUCUACCUCCUCCUCUUCCUCAUCAUCAACCACCCUCUCCGCCUCCGACAAAGCCGGCAUAGCCAUCGGGUCCAUCCUCGGCGGCCUGUCGGUCGUCGGCGCCGCCGUCUUCGCCUGGCUGUACCGCAGGCGGAGGGCUGCGGCGGCGAAGAGGGCUGAUGGCGAUGCUGAUGGUGCUGCUGCGAUGAAGGAGGUGGAGUGA
Diplodia corticola is the source of this 1011-nucleotide messenger RNA. RefSeq names its product gpi anchored protein. The transcript is spliced from 4 exons. Lineage: Eukaryota; Fungi; Ascomycota; Dothideomycetes; Botryosphaeriales; Botryosphaeriaceae. The record is from RefSeq and is a predicted model, not a curated record. The coding region runs from base 1 to 1011 and encodes 336 amino acids.